Knipowitschia caucasica is the source of this 483-nucleotide messenger RNA. The record is from the annotation of a GenBank genome assembly. Lineage: Eukaryota; Metazoa; Chordata; Actinopteri; Gobiiformes; Gobiidae.
AUGUCGCCGCUAAUCAUUCACAAACAACACCCAGACUUACCUCCCCCCACCCAGACCCGCCGGCCCCCACCCCUCCUGCCUGCCCCCCCCACCAUCACCUGCCUCCCCCCACCCUCACCUGCCUCCCCCCACCCUCACCUGCCUCCCCCCACCAUCACCUGCCUCCCCCCCACCAUCACCUGCCUCCCCCCACCCUCACCUGCCUCCCCCCACCCUCACCUGCCUCCCCCCACCAUCACCUGCCUCCCCCCACCAUCACCUGCCUCCCCCCACCAUCACCUGCCUCCCCCCACCAUCACCUGCCUCCCCCCACCAUCACCUGCCUCCCCCACCCUCACCUGCCUCCCCCCACCAUCACCUGCCUCCCCCCACCAUCACCUGCCUCCCCCCACCAUCACCUGCCUCCCCCCACCCAGAUCUACCUCCCCCACCUGCCUCCCCCCAUCCUCCUGGUGGUACUGCAGCCUCUCCCACUCUCCCUGA